Molecule: messenger RNA, 4226 nt
Organism: Drosophila kikkawai
Lineage: Eukaryota; Metazoa; Arthropoda; Insecta; Diptera; Drosophilidae
Source: RefSeq, a predicted model, not a curated record
AUGAGCUUGGCUUACUUCACCACUGUCGCCUUCUUGAUUGCGAAUCUCAUGGGCGCGGCCUGGGCAGCCCCCACAACUCCCGCCUCCGCAAACCAAACCGAAGUUAAAAGUGAUUCACAACCUAAAAUAAAAGCAACCGUCGGGAAUAAUAGGACUGAGUCAGCACCAACUACUCCAGGGGUUGAGCUCCCAUCUGGAUUCCAAGAAGAAGCCGAAUGCCGGGCCGAUUGGCAAAAGUUCAUUGUUGAUUUCAGUGUGCAGUACGCAAACGAUGAGGAGGCCCAAAAACGUCGUAACAUAUUCUGCGCUAAUUGGCAAAGGAUUCAGGAGCACAAUUUUCAAUACGAAGCGGGAAAAGUAUCCUUCAAGAAGAAAAUAAAUCAGUGGUCUGACUGGACCAUUGAAGAGUGGAAGGAUAAACAACGUCCUCUCCUUGCCCCUGAAUUUGACAAGGCUAAACCUACGACUGAAACAUCUGAAAAGGAUCAAACGAGGAUUAAGUGCCAGACUGCCUGGGAGAAGUUCUUGACAGAUUAUAGUCGAAAAUACGAAAAUGAUGAAGAGACUGAGAAGCGUCGCUGCAUCUUCUGUGACAACUGGCAAAGGAUUCAAGAGCACAAUGUGCUAUACGAAGCGGGAAAGGUUUCCCAUAAGAAGAGCAUAAACCAGUGGUCUGAUUUGACGUUUGAAGAGUGGAAGAAAAUGCAAGAACCCUCCUUUCCUCCUAAUAUGGAGACAUCUGGAAAUAAAACUGAACCAGCUUUAGCAGAGUUUUCAGAAGAAUCUCAGAAUAAAUUUCCAGCGAAUAUGGAAGAGCAUGGAGCAUAUGUUGCACCUCUGAAACCAAAGUUACUGAAUGAAGAACAACUAGUUGAAGAAGAAAGCCUGAUAGGGAAACCAGCUAAUAGAGAAUUAACGGGAACCCAAACGGAGGAAGCUAUAGUGGAAAUAGGGUCGCAGGAACACUGGUUUCCAGCUAAAAAUGAAUCGCCUGGAACAUAUAUUGUGAAAACGGACGCAUCUGAAGAUGAUAAGAAAGGGAUUAAGUGCCAGGCUGCCUGGGAGAAGUUCAUGAUUGAUUACGCCCCAAAAUAUGUAAACGAUGUCGAAACUGAGAAACGUCGGAGCAUCUUCUGUGACAACUGGCAAAGGAUUCAGGAGCACAAUGCACAAUUUGAAUUAGGAAAGGUUUCCUACAAGGAAAGUACAAAUGGGUGGUCGGACUUGACUUCUGAAGAGCUUAAGAGUCAAAAUCCAGAUAUCCUUCCGCCUAGUUUAAAACCAUCGUCAAACAAAACGGAGGAAACUAUAGUGGAAGUUGGGUCGCAGCAGGUUUGGUUUCCACCUAAUACGGAGGAACCCGGAACAUAUGUUGUGAAAACGGACACAUCUGAAGAAGAUAAGAAAGGGAUUAAGUGCCAGGCUGCCUGGGAUAAGUUCCUGACAGAUUUUAGUCGAAAAUACGAAAAUGAUGAAGAGACUGAGAAGCGGCGCUCCAUUUUCUAUGAUAAUUUUCAAAGAAUUCAGGAGCACAAUGUGCUAUACGAAUCGGGAAAGAUGUCUUACAAGAAGAGCAUAAACCAGUGGUCUGAUUUGACGUUUGAAGAGUGGAAGAAAAUGCAAGAACACUCCUUUCCUCCUAAUAUGGAUACACCUGGAAACAAAACUGAACCAGCUGAAGCCCAGUUUUCAGAAGAAUCUCAGAAUAGAUUUUCGGCAAAUAUGGAAGAGCAUGGAGCAUAUGUUGCACCUCCGAAACCAAAGUUACUGAAUGAAGAACAACUAGUUGAAGAAAAAAGCCUGAUAGAGAAACCAGCAAAUAUAGAAUUAACUGGAAACCAAACGGAGGAAGCUAUAGUGGAAAUAGGGUCGCAGGAAGACUGGUUUCCAGCUAAUAAUGAAUCGCUUGGCACAUAUAUUGUGAAAACGGACACAUCUGAAAACGAUAAGAAAGGGGUUUGGUGCCAGGCUGCCUGGGAGAAGUUCCUGAUUGAUUAUACCCCAAAAUAUGAAAACGAUGUCGAAACUGAGAAACGUCGGAGUAUCUUCUGUGACAACUGGCAAAGGAUUCAGGAGCACAAUGCCCAAUACGAAUUUGGAAAGUUUUCCUACAAGAAGAGUACAAAUGGGUGGUCGGACUUGACUUCUGAAGAGCUUAAGAGUCAAAAUCCAGAUAUCCUUCCGCCUAAUUUAAAACCAUCGGAAAACAAAACGGAGGAAACUAUAGUGGAAGUUGGGUCGCAGCAGGUUUGGUUUCCACCUAAUACGGAGGAACCCGGAACAUAUGUUGUGAAAACGGACGCAUCUGAAGAUAAUAAGAAAGGGAUUAAGUGCCAGGCUGCCUGGGAGAAGUUCAUGAUUGAUUACACCCCAAAAUAUGAAAGCGAUGUCGAAACUGAGAAACGUCGGAGCAUCUUCUGUGACAACUGGCAAAGGAUUCAGGAGCAUAAUGCGCAAUUUGAAUUAGGAAAGGUUUCCUACGAGGAGAGUACAAAUGGGUGGUCUGACUUGACUUCUGAAGAGCUUAAGAGUCAGAAUCCAGAUAUCCUUCCGCCUAGUUUAAAACCAUCGGAAAACAAAAUGGAGGAAACUAUAGUGGAAGUUGGGUCGCAGCAGGUUUGGUUUCCACCUAAUACGGAGGAACCCGGAACAUAUGUUGUGAAAACGGACACAUCUGAAGAUAAUAAGAAAGGGAUUAAGUGCCAGGCUGCCUGGGAGAAGUUCCUGAUUGAUUACGCCCCAAAAUAUGACAGCGAUGUCGAAACUGAGAAACGUCGGAGCAUCUUCUGUGACAACUGGCAAAGGAUUCAGGAGCACAAUGCCCAAUACGAAUUAGGAAAGGUUUCCUACAAGGAGAGUACAAAUGGGUGGUCUGACUUGACUUCUGAAGAGCUUAAGAGUCAGAAUCCAGAUAUCCUUCCGCCUAGUUUAAAACCAUCGGAAAACAAAACGGAGGAAACUAUAGUGGAAGUUGGGUCGCAGCAGGUUUGGUUUCCACCUAAUACGGAGGAACCCGGAACAUAUGUUGUGAAAACGGACGCAUCUGAAGAUGAUAAGAAAGGGAUUAAGUGCCAGGGUGCCUGGGAUAAGUUCCUGACAGAUUUUAGUCGAAAAUACGAAAAUGAUGAAGAGACUGAGAAGCGGCGCUCCAUCUUCUGUGAUAAUUUUCAAAGAAUUCAGGAGCACAAUGUGCUAUACGAAGCGGGAAAGGUGUCCCAUAAGAAGGGCAUUAACCAGUGGUCUGAUUUGACGUUUGAAGAGUGGAAGAAAAUGCAAGAACACUCCUUUCCUCCUAAUAUGGAUACACCUGGAAACAAAACUGAACCAGCUGAAGCCCAGUUUUCAGAAGAAUCUCAGAAUAGAUUUUCGGCAAAUAUGGAAGAGCAUGGAGCAUAUGUUGCACCUCCGAAACCAAAGUUACUGAAUGAAGAACAACUAGUUGAAGAAAAAAGCCUGAUAGAGAAACCAGCAAAUAGAGAAUUAACUGGAAACCAAACGGAGGAAGCUAUAGUGGAAAUAGGGUCGCAGGAAGACUGGUUUCCAGCUAAUAAUGAAUCGCCUGACACUUAUAUUGUGAAAACGGACGCAUCUGAAAACGAUAAGAAAGUGGUUUGGUGCCAGGCUGCCUGGGAGAAGUUCCUGAUUGAUUACACCCCAAAAUAUGAAAACGAUGUCGAAACUGAGAAACGUCGGAGCAUCUUCUGUGACAACUGGCAAAGGAUUCAGGAGCACAAUGCCCAAUACGAAUUAGGAAAGGUUUCCUACAAGGAGAGUACAAAUGGGUGGUCUGACUGGACUUCUGAAGAGCUUAAGAGUCAAAAUCCAGAUAUCCUUCCGGCUAAUUUAAAACCAUCGGAAAACAAAACGGAGGAAACUUUAGUGGAAGUUGGGUCGCAGCAGGUUUGGUUUCCACCGAAUAUGGAAGAACCCGGAUUAUAUAUUGCAGAAACGACCUUGGAACCUGAAGCAUUAGAUAUAGAAUUCUCCGACGAAGUUCGUCAGAUUGAAGAUUUAGAAGAACCAGUUAAUACGAAAUUACCUGGAACAUUUCCUGCUAAACCACCAAAGAAAUCGAAUUCUUCGAAUGAAGAAGUUCUCAUAGAAUAGCAGUAAAAAACAAAAAUUAAUCAGAGAGGUAACAGACUUCUUUUCAAACUGAUGUAGUGUAUAAAGUAUAAGGAAUUGUAAAGUAAACGAAGGGACCCAAUAAAAAUACUUGACUGUUA